Molecule: messenger RNA, 1221 nt
Organism: Coturnix japonica (Japanese quail)
Lineage: Eukaryota; Metazoa; Chordata; Aves; Galliformes; Phasianidae
Source: RefSeq, a predicted model, not a curated record
AUGUCCAGUUUAUUUUCUUCUAUUUGUCUAAUAAUUGCUAUAAUUGAGUCAAUGAUGGGACUUCUAGGAAAUGGGACUAUCUUGGCUGUCAGUUCAACAAGUUGCAUCAGGAGCAAAAUAUUGUCUUCCUAUGAUGUGAUUAUGAUUUUUCUGAGUUUAUCCAGGUUCUUUUUGCAGCUCUGGAUGAUGCUGGAUUGCUUCCUAAUCAUGUUUUGUCAACCUUCCUUUUAUAAAGAAAAUUUGUUUGUAAUCUUCAAGACGGUUUUUAUAUUCCUGAACUCUUCUAGUUUUUGGUUUGCUGCCUGGCUUAGCGUCUUCUAUUGUAUCAAGGUUGCCAUUUUUAAUCAGUCAUUCUUCAUCUGUCUGAAGCAAAGGAUUUCCAGUCUCGUACCCUGGAUGCUGAUAACAUCAUCUUUUUUUUCCAUUGCUACCUCUCUUCCUUUCUCCUGGGAUAACUACUAUGCACACAGCAACUUCACUACUCCUCUAACCAUGACAAACUCUUCAGAAAGGAUCACUACAAGGAAAACCAAGAUUUUGUUUUUGGUCCUUCUCUUUAAUUUUGGUAUAGCUUUGCCUUCAAUAAUGUUUGUUUUUUCAAGCAUCCUGCUGAUUAGAUCUCUGUGGAGGCACACCAGACAGAUGCAAAAUAAUGCAACUGGCUUCAGGGAUCCCAACUUAGAAGCUCUUACUGGUGCCAUCAAGACAGUCUUCUCUUUCCUCCUCCUGUACGCUGCAAACUUUAUUGUUUUGAUUCUCAUUUUAUCUGACACUUUCGCACUUUCAAGCAUUGAGGAAGCUGUAUGUGUUGUUGUAGCAGCUGCCUGUCCUGCAGGACAAUCUAUGGUCUUAAUCUGGAGCAACCCCAAAUUUCGAGAGCUGCCCACUAGAAUUUUGCACCACAUAAGCUGUUGUGUCAGAGCUGGAUGCAGCUGAAAGACCAGCCUGCUCUUUCCAGUUUAGUUCUGGAUCAAUUAAAUUGAAGUCAACGUAGCUACAAAAUAAUGGAAACACAAAAGAGUAGAUUAUAGCCCUGAAAUGACAUCAUUAAGGAGCUGAGAUGUUAAUUUGUUUGAAUGUGAUUCUUAUGAUGGAUAGUUUUCUAAGUUUACUCCUUUUUUCACAAGAUGAUUGCCUGUCUGAGCAGAAAACAACAAAGCUAAGACUCAGACAGUAAUUAAAUCUCAUGUUAUGGUUUAUGUUCAUGCUGAGGAACCACUU